GUUCACUCUGUACCACAAUGACUGACAACAUCAACAGCACAGCGAUUGAGAAUGUUAACGCAGCGGAAACUGACAUUGCCCACCAUAAAGAUGAUAAUCUAAAAUCCCUCCUUGAAUUUAUUAAGGUGGAGCUUGAAGCCCUUGACAAGGCGCAGUUAUCCGAGCGAGAUAAAAGAAGCGAUGAACGGGAUCAAAAAAGAAUUUCACGCGCAAAUCAAGGUACCGCUACCACUCUUUAUGCUAACGGAAACAGUAAUCCACAAUGUAUAUUUUGCAAGAGCGCCAGUCACAGCACCAAAAACUGCACUAGCAACAUGAGCGUCGAACAAAGAAAGCAGUUGCUAAGACAAGAGAGUAGAUGCUUUCGAUGCGGGAAUAAGAACCACAGCUCCAAAUUCUGCAGAGCGCAGUGGGUAAAAUGCAAUGGAUGUAGCGGUAGGCACCUUACGCCCAUGUGUGAGCAAGCAAAAGCCAGUGAGAAAAAUUUACGAAUGAGCGAUCGAAGCGACAUUAAAAAGCAAGGAGGUAAUAGUAGCGUAACGGGAGCACAAGCUGCUUUGUCAAACUCUUUAGCCGGAACAGCGACUUUGAAUACCAUAUCGGCAGAGCAAAUUGACAUAUUCCUGCAAACUGCAAAAGCUGUCGUUAGUGACGUCACUAACAGCGAACGGGGGCUAAGCAGAUUGGUUAUGGACAACGGCAGUCAGCGCACUUACAUAAGUGAAAAACUAGCGAAUUU
Rhagoletis pomonella (apple maggot) is the source of this 739-nucleotide messenger RNA. RefSeq lists its product as uncharacterized. Gene Ontology annotation, molecular function: zinc ion binding; nucleic acid binding. The record is from RefSeq and is a predicted model, not a curated record. Lineage: Eukaryota; Metazoa; Arthropoda; Insecta; Diptera; Tephritidae.